GGCAGAGGCACAUCGGGCUGGACUCCGGGCAGAGGCACAUCGGGCUGGACUCCGGGCAGAGGCACAUCGGGCUGGACUCCGGGCAGAGGCACAACGGGCUGGACUCCGGGCAGAGGCACAUCGGGCAGGACUCCGGGCAGAGGCACAUCGGGCAGGACUCCGGGCAGAGGCGCAUCGGGCUACCAGGCGAAGCGGCAGGCAGCGGGCCACCGGGCGGAGCGGCAGGCACCGGGCCCCCGGCGGGGCGACAGCCUCGGGCCCCCGGGCGGGGCGACAGGCCUCGGGCCCCCGGGCGGGGCGACAGGCAUCGGGCCCCCGGGCGGGGCGACAGGCAUCGGGCCCCCGGGCGGAACUACAGGUCUCGGGCCCUCAGGCGGAACUACAGGUCUCGGGCCCUCAGGCGGAGCGGCGGGUGCCGGACCCCCAGAUGGAGCGACAGGCCUCGGGCCCCCAGGCGGGGCGACAGGCAUCGGACCCCCAGGCGGGGCGACAGCGGGCACCGAGUCACCAGGCACGACAGUGGGCUCCGAGUCAACUGGCAUGACCGCUGGCACUAGGGUCAGACAUUGGAUCGUCUGGCUGGACAGCGGGCAUCGGGUCACCAGGCAUCAGGUCAUUUGGGCUCGACAGCGGGCACCGCGUCAUCUGGCAAGGCAGUGGGCUCUCCGAGUCAACUGGUAUGACCGCGGGGCACUGGGUCAGACAUUGGAUCGUCUCACCGGACAGCGGGCA
Messenger RNA from Staurois parvus, 732 nucleotides. The record is from the annotation of a GenBank genome assembly. NCBI's taxonomy places the organism in Eukaryota, Metazoa, Chordata, Amphibia, Anura, Ranidae.